Messenger RNA from Drosophila ficusphila, 2508 nucleotides. It is a transcript of the gene Alg12, whose product is annotated as probable Dol-P-Man:Man(7)GlcNAc(2)-PP-Dol alpha-1,6-mannosyltransferase. The record is from RefSeq and is a predicted model, not a curated record. The transcript has 6 exons. Gene Ontology annotation, molecular function: alpha-1,6-mannosyltransferase activity. Bases 382 to 2433 code for a protein of 683 amino acids. Gene Ontology annotation, cellular component: endoplasmic reticulum membrane. Gene Ontology annotation, biological process: protein N-linked glycosylation. Lineage: Eukaryota; Metazoa; Arthropoda; Insecta; Diptera; Drosophilidae.
GUUUUAUCUUACUCUUGCUUUUGUUGUGAUUGCUUUUCUGCCUCCGACGUGGAGCGAUCUAUUUAUAUAUCUAUUUUGGUUUAUUUUGGAAACACGUAUUCUCUUCGGUAUAGGACAUAUAUAUGCUUAAACAUUGCCACCUUCAGUGAAUCGGUUAAUCAUUUUUCUAAGAAAGGUUGUUAAUUACCAACAACUAUUGUGCAACGCCGGCCGGGACAAGGAACUUAAUGACAGAUCGACCAACCGAGAUAGACAUAUAGAUUUUCCAACGGUUGAAAAUAUUAAAAUAUCGGUGUCACAACGAUUAUGGCCAUUAUGUAAUGUAUAGAUUUCUGCUCCAGCAUUAUUAGUAUACUAGCGACAACCAAAGACCGUUUCACCAUGGACAUUCUGGUGUUUUUGACGGCGGCGGCCCAUCUGGUCUACACGCCCUUUACAAAAGUUGAGGAGAGCUUCAACCUGCAGGCCAUGCACGACAUUCUAUAUCUGCGCAACAACUUUACGCAGUACGAUCACCAUGAAUAUCCGGGCGUGGUGCCCCGCACCUUUAUCGGUCCAUUGGUGGUGUCCAUGAUCUCCGCCCCGUUCGUCCUCCUCUUUGAAACCCUGAGCAUCAACAAGUUCUGGGCCCAAUAUGUAGUGCGCCUUGUCCUGGCUGGAGCCAUUUCCGUGGCCUGGAAUAACCUACGGCAAGCGGUGACCAAAAUUUACGGCGUUGAAGUGCGUCUGUGGUUUACAGCCAUCACCAUUACGCAGUUUCACUUCAUGUUCUACAUGACGCGGCCUCUGCCAAACAUUUUUGCUCUGCCUAUAGUGCUAUUUGCCAUUGCCUAUUGGCUGCGCGACCAGCAAAAGCCAUUCAUCAUCUGCUCAGGGAUAUCUAUCCUUGUCUUUCGAUCCGAGUUGGCUUUAUUUUUGGGUCUUUUGCUGGCAAUUAGCCUUCUGCAGAAAAAAUUAUCCAUUGAUGGGCUGCUGAAGAUUGCAUUGCCGGCGGGCGUCUGCGUUUUGGCGGCCACAGUGCUGGUCGACUCGUUCUUUUGGCGCCGGUUGCUUUGGCCCGAGGGCGAGGUGCUCUGGUACAACACUAUCCUAAACAAGAGUUCAAACUGGGGCACGUCGCCCUUUUUGUGGUACUUCUAUUCGGCCCUUCCCCGUGCUAUGGGUGCCUCGUUGGUGUUUGUGCCUAUCGGAGUUAUUCUGGAACCACGGAUUCGCCCAUUGGCUCUUUCGGCUCUGCUGUUUGUCCUGUUAUACUCCAUUCUGCCCCACAAGGAACUGCGUUUUAUCAUAUAUGUGUUUCCAGUACUCAACAUUGCCGCUGCUUGUGGAUGCCAACGCAUUUGGAUGAACAGCGCCAAGUCCAAUUGGCACAGCUUUCUGGCGCUCGCCUGCGGAGCUCACCUCAUAUUGAAUAUUUUUUUGACGGUCUUUUUGCUGGUAAUUUCUGGUACAAACUAUCCGGGAGGAGCGGCUCUUUCCCGUUUGCAUCGCUUAGAGGCUGGCUCUUCAAAUGUUUCCGUGCACAUCUCCAACUUGGCCGCCCAGAGUGGAGCUUCUCGUUUUAUGGAAAUACAAGAGGAGUGGAUCUACAGUAAAGACGAGUCAAUGAACUAUACCCAAGCGGACUUAGAAGAGUACACCCAUCUCUUGGUGGAGGCAAAAAACAAGCAAAAUACUGAACUGUGGGCCUCACUUCAAAACGAAUUUGAUACUCUGGAGUUUAUUGACUGCUUUAAUAGUAUUGGAAUCCAGUACAACUCACUGUUACCAGUGCGAAUUAAAACUAAACCUUGCAUUGGUAUACUUAAAAAAAAACUAGUCACUCCAAAAGAAAAGUCAAAGACCAAGGAGAAAAAGACAAAACCUAAGCAACCAGUUGUAGAAAAGUUAGCUCCCUUACCUCCCAUUGAAGAUAUUCCUAAGGACAAGGAAGAACCUAAACUUAAGGCGAACUUUCAAAUGGAUAUGGAUGAUGACGAUGGCAUUGUGGCAACUGUAGAGGAGAUGUCUUUAGAAAUAGACACAAAUAUUAAGCCUGAACCCGAAGAGGAUGUUGUGGAAGCGCCAGCCAAGGAGAUAAACUUCCAGGAACUGCGGACUCUCGCCAUGGGACAAGCAUCUAAAAAGUCUCGGGCCGCCACCAAGCUUAAAAUUCGAAAGAUUAUCGAGCAGCAUUACCGAGCCAAGGGCAAACAAAUCGAAAACGAUUCCACGGAACAAACGACAAAACACACCGGAACACCCGGCGGACGCCCUGGAAUACGGCAGUCCGUAAAGUCCAUUAUUAAGCAGGAGAAGAUUAAGGAAAUGAUCGAGCAGAUCGCAACAAUGGACCUCACACGCAUCUGCGACUUGGAAAAGACAUCGACAAAGGACUGUUUAAAACAGGUCAUUGACAAAAUAGAUGAUAGCGAGGGCUUGAAACCCAAAUGACAAAGCUUUGUAUUGUGAAAUGUUUUUGAGUUAAAAAUUAAUUUAAAUUAAUAAAAAACUAACGAGCGGAAAUUA